GCAAACAUAUAUCGUUUUCUCUAUUGCAAGCGAACGAAACAUCUACAUUUAACACAGAAUUUGUCGCUAGACUUAAACUAAAAAAAAAACAAGCCUGCUGUAUAUCAGACGAAAUUUACUGACUUUACAUUCGGCGAGAUUUGGAGGUACGCGGAGACAGUGUGCGAAGGGCUAGCUAACUGUUAGCUAGCCGGCUACACAGCUUAGCCAUUGAUGCAAUGGCGUUGAAACGAAUUCAGAAGGAGCUGUCUGACCUGCAGAAGGACCCACCUGCUCAGUGCUCUGCUGGACCAGUUGGGGAGGAUUUAUUUCAUUGGCAGGCAACAAUAAUGGGUCCGAGUGACAGCCCUUAUCAGAGCGGAGUGUUUUUCCUCACCAUUCACUUCCCGACAGACUACCCUUUCAAACCACCCAAAGUUGCAUUCACAACAAAAAUUUACCACCCUAAUAUCAACAGCAAUGGAAGUAUUUGUCUGGAUAUACUGAGAUCACAAUGGUCACCUGCACUUACAGUAUCAAAAGUAUUAUUGUCUAUCUGCUCUCUUCUUUGUGAUCCAAACCCGGACGACCCACUGGUACCAGAGAUCGCCCAUACGUACAAGGCCGACAGGGAAAAGUACAACAAAUCAGCAAGAGAAUGGACACAUAAGUAUGCAAUGUGAAAAUGCCAGGCAGAUCAAAAUACAAAUGAGAACAAAAAAAGCACGUUUGAUUUAUAACUUGAGGCAAAUGAGCAACAGAGGUGAGGAAGAGGAGGAGGAGGAAGUGAUACAAUGAGGUACAGUGCCACCUGGCUUUCCAUGUGCUGAGCUGCUACCAUGUGCUGUCCUUCAUGACUUGUGUGAAUCAGCUGAGCAGGACCUGAUGGGCUCCUUAAAGCACUCCCAUAUGGAAUACCGGAAACUCUUCACAGUCCAUACCGCCACACUCAGACUUUAAACUGUUACUCCUGCUAUUGUGAUUUUUUUCUCUAUUGUUGUUGCGAUUCAUACUCAUAAAUGUCAUUGUCAAAUUGGGUUAGGGUUAGCUCUCCCUUCAUUUUCAGAGGUACUGUCUGUGUCCCACUGGAUGUCUUGUUAUUGCUGUAUUUAGUGGCCUUUCUGUGUUAUGAUUUGUGGUAUAUGUGCAAUUGAGGCAGAAUGUUCCCUGUUCAACUCAAAAUGGUGCAGUACCAGCAGCUGAUCUGUUGGCACUUACUGUCUCUGCCCCGUAACGAUGUGAAAGAUGCAACGAAGGAUCGGUCUCUUAUCACCCACACUACAUUUUUACUUGUGACCAUAUUGAGCUUGUUUUGAGGACACUGUUGUGGGGCUACAUCGGGUGAUGUCAACUCCCAUUUUUCUCACACAUGCCGUCAUUGCCCUUAUAUCCUGUAUAACACCCAUAGCUGGUAUCCAUAGUGCGCAGCGUACUACUGUUUGACACAUUACUUGUUGUAAGGCGAUGAACAUGGCUACUCUUUGGCAUAUAGCUGAGCCGUGUGCCGCGACCUCAGUACAGUUACUCAGGUAUCUAACCAAAUCAUCAGCCGUUACAUAAAGUGACCCAUUGUGAGAAAAAUGACUCGGUUGUGUAUCAUCAGGCUCCUCAAAAAUGUACUUAUCAAAGUUCUACUGUAAAAUCUCCCCUUGAAGAGACUCGUUGGGAAACGGAAGAGCCGCACUCCUGAAGUUCUUCAUGCAUCGAGCCCCUGACGCUCUGUUGACCAGAAAUACGGUCCCAAAACUAGUCAUUUUGUCUUGGAGAGGGCCCUUUUCAUGAUCCUCUCUAUGUUGUUUUCAUUAUCAUCUUCAUUUAUCUUUUAGCAACACUUGGACGUGAGCAGCUUUUAAACGAUGCUGUUUUCCUAAGAAAAAAUGACCUUUGGUUACAGCUGGUGCCAGUUAUACUCAAAAUGAGAACUUAAACAGACGUGGCACUUUUCAGAAGCUAGUUAUAUCAAGUCAUGUGCAUCUUGUUACUUGAGGUGAAGAAAUAAAAUUUUCGUGACAGUUUCAUCUGCUAUAAACAACAAGUGAUUGGAAAAUUGUCAGAAUUUCUUUAUGUUCCUAUUCGGGUCUGCAACGGUUUGUUUUGUUUUGGGAUUAACAAUCUACACUGACGGUUUCUCUCAGUGAAACAGUGGUGACCUUCUGUAUUGUACCUUUGAAAGCUUUAGCAAUAGAUACAUUUGUUUUCAUCAUUUCACCAGAAUUGAACAAGAUAGUGAUGUGUCAUAAUGUAAUAUUGGUUUUAAUAUAAUUAAUUGUGGAAAAAUAGUUAGGCAAUGCUAUGAUUUGUUUCUUUUUUUAGUCAUGGCUCAUAAUGUGCUGAUGCUGCCAAUAUAAAGGGAAUUGUUUGAUAUUAUAAAGGGGAAAAGAUUUGGCUUUUGAGGCAUAGAGUGGAUUCAUCCCGAUAAGUCCAAACUAAAGCAUGAACAUUUUAGAGGCUUCGAUUGUAUAAAUAACACCAAUAUAGAUUGUCAUCAUUGUCAUCUGCUGUAGAGAAAAUUGUCAAAUCAAGUCAUCUUGAAAUACAGUAUAUGCUUAAAGAUUUUGAAAAUAUAUCCUCAUAAUGCAGUGCAAGUCUUUUUUGCUAUCAGACCAGAAUUAAAAAUGACGUGCGUAAUAGUCCUAGUUAAAACUUUGUGUGCAUUGUUCGUCUGGCUAUUUAUUUGAGAGCAGAGUAUCUUCCAACUGUACCAAUGAAUGCAGCCUCAAGUCAUGUGAGUGGUGCGGCACUGACGUCACUUGUCCAGUGUGCUCAGUAGAGUUUAUAUAGGCAGCUUGGCAUGCUUUGCACUGGUAAACCUUCUCACAGCCAUUUGCCAGAUAUCAGGGAUUUCGUUACAAUUCAUCUGCCUAACACCUCUGACUAAAAUUUUUGCCUUAACCCUCAUUUUGUAUAUAUAGAGAGAACAUUGUCAUGAACUGUAAAUUUGCUAUCAGGGCUGUAUCCCCCAAUUGGGUGAUUCAUUUCAUCAAAAGACAUGGAAACCUGCUUGAACCGUAACAAUAUUUUUGUUGAAAAUGUCAGCCUGGUUUUCUUUUAACAGCAGGACCAGCCUUCAUGCAUCUCAAAAUUUGAUUUAUGUUUGCUUGAAAUGCCACCAUGAACAUCCACUUGUCCUCACAUAGCCUACACAAGAUAACUAUUGACCUUGUCAUAACAUAAAUAAAGCUCAUCUUGGUU
Molecule: messenger RNA, 3171 nt
Organism: Pseudoliparis swirei
Lineage: Eukaryota; Metazoa; Chordata; Actinopteri; Perciformes; Liparidae
Gene: ube2d4
Product: ubiquitin-conjugating enzyme E2D 4 (putative)
Exons: 7
Coding region: 219-662 (147 amino acids)
Biological process (GO): protein polyubiquitination; ubiquitin-dependent protein catabolic process
Cellular component (GO): nucleus
Molecular function (GO): ubiquitin conjugating enzyme activity
Source: RefSeq, a predicted model, not a curated record